Molecule: messenger RNA, 1589 nt
Organism: Panonychus citri (citrus red mite)
Lineage: Eukaryota; Metazoa; Arthropoda; Arachnida; Trombidiformes; Tetranychidae
Product: E3 ubiquitin-protein ligase CHIP-like
Exons: 1
Coding region: 366-1217 (283 amino acids)
Biological process (GO): protein polyubiquitination; proteasome-mediated ubiquitin-dependent protein catabolic process; cellular response to misfolded protein
Cellular component (GO): Z disc; cytoplasm
Molecular function (GO): ubiquitin protein ligase activity; protein-folding chaperone binding
Source: RefSeq, a predicted model, not a curated record
UUCUCCUUUAAAUUGUUUAUUUUCCAUAAUUUGUAACCAAUUUAAGAAGAUUUUUAAUUGCCAGUUUAAUUACUAGUGUUGAUUUGUUUCUCUUCUGGUUGAACAUCAAGAUCUAUCUUUGUGUAAACAAUCACUUCUCUUUUCUUUCUGAGCUUUUUUUCUCUAUUAUUUUUUUUCUCUAUUCUCAUUUACUCAUAUACUUUUUUUGUUCGUUUUUUUUUCAUGGUGUUUUGUGUUUAAAUCUUUUCUUUUCUCUGAGUUGAGAGCUAUUAUUUACCUCCACCGUCAUCACCAGCCGCCUCUCUCUCUUUACUUUGCACCAUAAUCUUUAUAUCUGAGGCCUAAAUAAGAGAAAAUUAAACCUGAUGCCAAUAAGCAAGGACAUAAGUGCUUUAGAGUUGAAAGAACAGGGCAAUAAAUUGUUCAGUCAUCAAAAGUACCAAGAAGCCCUUGAUUAUUAUUCCCGUGCCAUCUCAUGUGAUCCAGCAGAUUCCAAGUAUUUCACCAAUCGUGCCCUGUGUUACCUUAAACUCCAACAAUGGGAAUUAUCUUUAAAAGAUGCUCGUAGAGCCUUAGACAUGGACCCGAAUUCAAUAAAGGGUCACUUUUUCCUUGGUUCAGCUUUACUCGAAGUUGAAGCUUAUGAUGACGCCAUUAAACAUUUACAACGAGCCUCUGAUUUGGCUAGAGAGCAGAAGAAAAAUUUUGGUGAUGAAAUCGCUUCACAGUUAAGGUUGGCUCGAAAACGGCGAUGGAAUCAAUUGGAAGAAAAGAGAAUCAAGGAAGAAAUUGAACUACAAACCUAUCUAAAUGAUCUCAUUAAAAAGGACAAAGAAAGACAAUUAGAAGAGGCUCGAACAACAACCAAAGAUGAUGAAAAAUUGGCUUUAAUUGAGAAUCAAGUUGAAGCCAAAAGUCACCAACAUGUAUCAGAAUUGAAUGCGCUUUUCAGCCAACUUGAUACUAGAAGGCGAAAGCGAGAUAUUCCUGAUUAUCUUUGUGGUAAAAUUAGCUUCGAGGUGAUGAUGGAUCCAGUUAUCACUCCCAGUGGGAUAACCUAUGAUCGUAAGGUAAUUGAAGAGCAUCUUCAACGUGUUGGACACUUUGAUCCGAUCACUCGAACCCCGUUAACCGCUGAACAGCUUAUACCCAAUUUGGCCAUGAAAGAAGUGAUCGAUACUUUUCUCGCUGAAAAUGAUUGGGUAACCGAGUGUUAAACUAAUCAAAUUAAAAACCAAACUGUGUUACAAUUAAAGUGUAACCGUGAAAAUUAAAUCACAACACACAAAGACAAACAUAUAUUACUACCAAACAAUUUAUCGCCUUUUCCUUCAACAUUUACUGUGACAUUGAGAAAACCAAAACAAACGCUUCUGUAAAGAAAACUUUCCUUUCUAUUAUCAUAAUUAACUAAUUUGUUCCCUUAAUUUUUUUCACCCUUAUUAUAUACUUUUCAUCAUCAAUCAAAUAUCACUGUAAUUGACUGAUUUUUUUUUCUUCUCUUUGUUUCAAUUUUUUUUUCUAAAAAAAUUCAUCUACCCUUUGAAUGUAAUAAUGUAAUAAUAUUAAAAUAUAAUUCUGCUUUUUAA